Messenger RNA from Scheffersomyces amazonensis, 2507 nucleotides. It is a transcript of the gene SRP54, whose product is annotated as RNA-binding signal recognition particle subunit. Bases 295 to 2007 code for a protein of 570 amino acids. Gene Ontology annotation, cellular component: cytosol; signal recognition particle, endoplasmic reticulum targeting. Gene Ontology annotation, biological process: SRP-dependent cotranslational protein targeting to membrane, translocation; SRP-dependent cotranslational protein targeting to membrane. Gene Ontology annotation, molecular function: GTP binding; endoplasmic reticulum signal sequence receptor activity; GTPase activity. The transcript has a single exon. NCBI's taxonomy places the organism in Eukaryota, Fungi, Ascomycota, Pichiomycetes, Serinales, Debaryomycetaceae. The record is from RefSeq and is a predicted model, not a curated record.
GUACGAUAUACUAGUAUAGUGUAUUUGUGAAAAAUUAGUACAUUAUAUUCAUUCAAAUGUGUUAAUUCUACUAAUACAAUACUUCUAAUUAACUAUCUUAUAUACUUUCAAUAGUUAUACAACUAACAGUCUACUUCUACUUCUACCUGGUCUUCCUCAUGACACAAGUCACGCGACACGGAUAAGAUUUUUUUUCUCGAAUCAACAUCUUUUUCAGACAAAAAAUUCACCAUGAAAGAGUAAAGUCUGAUCAGCCUAAUUGACCAUCAAUAACUCCGACAAAAAGCAAUAACAAUGGUGUUAGCAGAUUUAGGGUCUCGACUCAGAGGCGCACUUUCGUCAGUGGAGUCAGGGAGUGAUGAUGAAAUCAAUCAAAUGAUUAAAGACAUUUGUUCUGCACUUUUAGAAGCCGAUGUGAAUAUUAAGUUAGUAGUAAGAUUAAGAGAUAAUAUUAAGAAUAAGAUUAAACUGGAAAUCACAGCACAUGAUAAUACCAUGAAUAAACGAAAGAAACUUCAAAAAAUCAUUUAUGAUGAACUUUGUGGACUUGUAGAUUCUCAUGAAGAACCACCUAAACCAAAGAAAUUAUCAGCUCAAAAGAAAUCUGCAUCAACUCAAACUGUAACUAAAACAAUUAAUGGGAAGAAAGUUAAAGUUAAACAGAAUUCAGGACCAUCUAAUAUAUCUUCAUAUGUUAUUAUGUUUGUAGGUUUACAAGGGUCUGGUAAAACAACAUCAUGUACUAAACUUGCUGUUUAUUAUAAGAAAAGAGGUUAUAAAGUAGGUUUAGUAUGUGCUGAUACUUUUAGAGCUGGUGCCUUUGAUCAAUUAAAACAAAAUGCUAUAAAAGCAUCUAUUCCAUAUUAUGGAUCUUAUUUAGAACAAGAUCCAGUGAAGAUUGCUCAUGAAGGGGUAGAGAAAUUUAAAGAUGAAAAAUUCGAUAUUAUUAUUGUUGAUACUUCAGGUAGACAUAGACAAGAACAACAAUUAUUUGAUGAAAUGGUUCAAAUUAGUGAAAUGGUAACUCCUGAUCAAACCAUUAUGGUUAUGGAUGGAUCUAUUGGUCAAGCUGCUGAAUCUCAAGCUAAAGCCUUUAAAGAUUCCGCAAAUUUUGGAUCAAUUAUUUUAACAAAAAUGGAUGGACAUGCAAAAGGUGGUGGUGCUAUAUCAGCCGUUGCAGCAACUAAAACUCCAAUUAUAUUUAUGGGUACUGGAGAACAUAUAAAUGAUUUUGAACCAUUUAAACCAUCAACAUUUAUAUCUAAAUUAUUAGGUAUUGGAGAUUUACAAGGAUUAAUUGAACAAGUUCAAUCCUUAAAUUUACAAAAUGAUGAAAAUCAUAAAAAGACUUUGGAAAAUAUUAAAGAAGGAAAAUUUACGCUACGUGAUUUCCAAAAUCAAUUAAAUAACUUUAUGAAAAUGGGUCCAUUAACAAAUAUUGCAUCUAUGAUUCCUGGAAUGCUGAAUAUUAUGAGUCAAGUUGGUGAAGAAGAGACUUCAGAAAAGAUUAAGAAUAUGAUUUUUAUUAUGGAUUCUAUGACUACUGAAGAAUUAGAAUCAGAUGGAAGAUUAUUUGUUGAUCAACCUUCAAGAAUCAUUAGAGUUGCAAAGGGUUCAGGAUGUCCAGCAGUUGAAAUUGAAAUGGUAUUACAACAACAUAGAAUGAUGUCUACAAUGGCCAAAUCUGCUGCAGCUGCUAAUCCAGAUGGAGUACCUGGAGGAGCUGGAGGUAAUCCAAUGGCAAGAAUGAUGCAACAAGCACAAUCUAAUCCAAACUUUAUGCAACAAGCUAUGAGUAUGUUAGGAGGAGCAGGAGGAGCAGCAGGACCAGGAGGACCAGGAGGAUUACCAAAUAUGGCAUCACUUAUGAAUAAUCCAGGAAUGAUGCAACAAGCUCAACAAAUGAUGAGACAAAAUCCUCAAAUGAUGCAACAAGCUCAACAAAUGAUGCAAAAUCCUGGUAUGAUGCAAAAAUUGAUGAGUCAAUUCGGAGGUAUGGGCAUGUAAACGAUUAACGAUUUUAUUCUAUAUAUCCAUUAUAUAACCAAAUUAAUACAAUUUAAAUAUAAAUACAUUCUUUAUAAUACAUAAUUAAUUACCUAUAAAAAUCUGGUCUUGAAGUAUUCAUACCAUAUUCACUUAAGGCACUACUUAAAUCUUCCAUAGUUAAUACGAUUUUACCUUGUUGAUUUCCUGCAUUUGAAUGACUUGUAGGUUGCAGUUGUUCAUUACCACUACCACCUUCAACUCCUCCAUCUGCUGCAAUAGUUCCUCCUCCUGUACUUGAACCAGUUAUCAGUUGUUGAUUAGCAUAUUGUUGACCUUGUAAAAGUUGUUUAGCUCGAACUUGAGGAUUAGAACUAUUAUAUACAGCAGAAGAGUUUCGAAUUCGACUAUAUUCAUAAGCAUCUUGAGUUAUAUCACUAACAAACUUUUGAGUAGCUAAUGCCAACAAUCGUUUAAUUUUAAUAUUGGACGUUUCAAAUCCAUUCUUAGCAAGAUAAUAG